AUGGCAGCUUCCCCACCUCAAGUGCGUGGUCCAGAUGGCACCUUCCCCGCCACAAGUGCGUGGUCCAGAUGGCACCUUCCUCGCCACAAGUGCGUGGUCCAGAUGGCAGCUUCCUCGUCACAAUGCCCCUCUCAGUGCCCUCUUAACGCCCCUCUCAGUGCCCCUCUCAAUGCCCCUCUGAACGCCCUUCUCAGAACCCCUCAUAGUGCACCUCUCAGUGAACCGCACAGAGCACCUCUCAAUGCCCCCCUCAGUGCCCCUCUGAACGCCCCUCUCAGUGCCCCUCACUGA
Hyalella azteca is the source of this 291-nucleotide messenger RNA. Its product is annotated as rxLR effector protein Htp1-like. Lineage: Eukaryota; Metazoa; Arthropoda; Malacostraca; Amphipoda; Hyalellidae. The record is from RefSeq and is a predicted model, not a curated record. The transcript is spliced from 2 exons. Bases 1 to 291 code for a protein of 96 amino acids.